Panicum hallii is the source of this 905-nucleotide messenger RNA. RefSeq names its product succinate dehydrogenase subunit 3-1, mitochondrial-like. The transcript is spliced from 3 exons. NCBI's taxonomy places the organism in Eukaryota, Viridiplantae, Streptophyta, Magnoliopsida, Poales, Poaceae. Gene Ontology annotation, biological process: tricarboxylic acid cycle; mitochondrial electron transport, succinate to ubiquinone. The coding region runs from base 16 to 609 and encodes 197 amino acids. The record is from RefSeq and is a predicted model, not a curated record. Gene Ontology annotation, cellular component: membrane. Gene Ontology annotation, molecular function: electron transfer activity; succinate dehydrogenase activity.
CGACCCCGGCUCGGGAUGCUAUCGAACUCCAGCUCGAGGUGGCAGGCUCGCUCGAGCUCGGCUCAGAUCCACCUCAGGGCGCUCAGGGCUCGGGGCCUCAGGCUCAUCUCUGUUUCUUCCCCCCUUUCCCUUCUCUCUGACUCUCUCUCUAUCCUGCCUUGUUCUUCCUUCCCUGGCGGCGACGAUCGGGCGAGCGGCGGCGCCAUUCGUCACGUCUUCGCCCAGCCCUUCGCCGGCGACGAGCAUCCACCAGCAAUGGAGAAGUAUAACAGCAACACUCGAUUUGCGCCCUUGAGAGACGUGCCAUUUGCUCUCCGUUGUGCUCUUGGUAACUCAAGCUCAAAUCUUGAGCAAGCCAGGGGCUACACAUCUUCGCCUCUAGCAGCCCUGCGACCAAAUAUGUCUCCAACUGGAAGCCGAACCCUGCACACAAGCCGCCCCCUGUCAUCUCCUGUUGCGAACCGCCCAUUGUCGCCCCACCUCCCGCUGAAGAAGCCACAGUUUAGCGCUACGUUCUCAAUCUCGCACCGUAUUUUCGGUGUCGCAUUGGGAGUUGCCAUCAUAUCCGUCCCUCUUGCCACCAAGUUCAGCUUGAUUUUUGGUGUUUGAGAGUGAACUACUGCAUUGGCGAGAAGCGUUGUUUCCCAUUUCUGUGACUGUUUCAUCAUCUGGGUUACCUUCAAACUCGACUGUCCAUGGUUGGAAUAAUAUCUUUGUCAUGCUUGCAAACUUCGCUAAUAAGUAAGACUAUCAAAUGAUCAGUGUAAAGAUCUCAUUCUAAAUGUACAUGGUUAUGAGGUUCUGCAAAUUUGGUGAGAACAUCGAUUUCUAUGCACGCCUUACAGUAAAGACGUGAAUUCUGGGUUUUGAACUGGAGGUCGUGAAAUUUAAGUUCUUGAACAUUA